Messenger RNA from Toxotes jaculatrix (banded archerfish), 3728 nucleotides. RefSeq names its product KIAA0753 ortholog. Gene Ontology annotation, cellular component: centriolar satellite. The coding region runs from base 469 to 3126 and encodes 885 amino acids. NCBI's taxonomy places the organism in Eukaryota, Metazoa, Chordata, Actinopteri, Toxotidae. Gene Ontology annotation, biological process: centriole replication; protein localization to centrosome. The transcript is spliced from 19 exons. The record is from RefSeq and is a predicted model, not a curated record.
CAUGGCGGCGGUUCAAAUUGUUGUCAAACUUGGUCUAAAAUUUAAAACGUUAAACAUGUGCUGUUCUUCAGCUAACGUACAGUUAGCGAAGCUGUGUGCGUAGCUAAUUUGUAAUCUUCACACAAACUGAAAAAAAGUAGGUGUAAGCGAAAUAGAAAUGGUGGAAUGGAAGAUUUUAGGAUUAACUUGAUGUUGGCAAACUUCAAUGCAAAAGCCGGGUUAGCUUGCUAAUGCUAACUCUGAUUUGCAUUACAGAUGUAUUUUUAUUGUUAAUUAACUGUUAGUUUGACAGAACUUGGGGGUAGUUUUUAUCGUAAUUACUGCACAGGUCUUUCAGAAUGGUCCCACGAUUUCCGUAGGACAGGAAAAUCAGAGGAGAGACUCGGUUGUUUUAGGUUCAGCCCGACACCGCAGCGAUUUAACCACCGAGAUGUCCCAAACCAAGACCAAAGGAUCAACUGGUUAAUCAUGGAAACAGUAGAUUAUAUGAUAAUUAAGUUAUUGUUCAAUGAAGCCAUCCCUGCAAGCACCAGCAACCGUGCCAGCCAUGUACGCCCGCCAGCCCCCAUUGUGAUUGAGAAGCUGCUGCCGAUGUCAGAGGAGCGUGAGACUAUGGGCAGCAGCAGGAGUUCCAUCAACUUCACCGCGCUAUCUGAGGACAGUCUGCAGGCUGCUGUUAAGCUAGCAAAGCGAGAUCUGAGACGAAGGCGCCUUGAGUCACUGAUAAAAUCUCCUGCCAAACCUUCUCAAGAGGCCUCCCUCCUUGAAACAAGUGAUGCAGAACUGCUUCAGGAGCUUGCAGCCACUCCAAAUAAGGCAAAGUUAAAGGCCUCCAGUCCAAAAGAGAAAUCAGCCCAUCUUGCAGCAAAACAAACAUCCCAUAAGCGUCCACUGCCUCGGGCUGGUCAGUCACCGCCAACCAGAGAUCCAGGCCCAAGGCAGUUGGAAGGAGGCAAACAGGCUCCUUUAAGCCAGGAAAUCCACAAGCUGCAAAAUGAACUAGAAGUUUAUAUUCAGAAAGUAGAAGAGCUGGCCAACAGAGCAACAGGGGAAAAAAUGGACAAGCCACUGGAGCCUGAAGAGCGAAACAAGUUGGAGAUGCGCAGACAGAAGCAGGCAGCCCGCUCAGCACGUGUCAUCUAUGUUCUCCAGCAACAGGUAAAAGAGAUACAAGAAGAUAUAGAGAAACUACGAAGCCAGAAAAUGUGGGACACCAAAAAGUCCACUGCAAUAAACAGGCUUGCGGCUGCCCACCGUGGAGCACUCAGGGCUUUACAAGUUGUCAUCCACCAGCUUUCAGAUCUGUCUCAUAGCAAGGUACCUCCUCACUACAAAGAGCUGGGCCAGCUGAUUCGCCAGCUCUCUUUGUGUUCAGCAAAGGUCGAAGUGGACGAGGGUUCAGCUGUGCCUGAGACGGCCCUCGACAUCCUGCAGAAACUAGAGACUUUGGAUUCUGCCCUCAGUAAACAAGAGAUGCUCGAAAAAAUGCAAGCCCAAACAUUCCCUCCACACAGGAAGUCUCCUCAUCGCAGCAUGUCACCUAGUGUGCUCAAGGAUCCCAGGACCUCAGCUGUUCAAGGACCUCGCAAACCCGCAAAUCCCAAAAGAGGUGUCCGUGGUAGGAGAAUGGCCCCACAGAAGCCCAAAACUGCUUCUACCCAGCCCAUGAACAGAAGAGAGGUGCUGAGGGCCGGCUUACAGAGCCUCGCCCAGCAGAGGGAGCUGAGAGAGCUCCAGGGACGACCUCAGACAAACACCACCUACAGAAAAGGACUGCACUCCGAGAGAAGAAAGGCUGACAUUAUAAUGGAGUGUAACCAGAUGGGCGGUGCAGGCUUCCAGCAGCCCACAGUCUCCUCUCGGCUCAGAGUGAACGAGCUCCCUCAAAAAGAGCACUCUGUGCCCUGGAUACCUACAUCCCCUCACUCUCCUCCUCCACAGCGUAGAUCUCCUCAAAGGGCGAGACCAGAGCCUCGAUGUCUCUUCUCACCAGUGAAGCCCUCAACAAGCCCUCCAAAUCAGAAGGCUGCUGGUGGUUUUGGAGCAGAGCUGGUCCUAAACUCAGAAAAGAAGAAGCAAGCUCAGAAUGAAGCAUUAAGGAAAGCCUGGCUGGAUAAGAUGACGAUGCAGAGACUGAAAGAGCUCAACCAGCUGAGUAAAGAGGAGGCUGAACGCAUUCAGAGAUUGAGGUCUGAAGUGGUCUCGCCAACUCAGUGGGCUGAGAGAGCUGAGCAGAAGGCCAGGGAGAGAAUUCAGCCCCUACUGAAUGAAGCACAGCAGAUUGGCGAGUCCAGGAACAGGAUCAGCUCCUCACUGAGAAAUCGGCUGUCUGAGCAGGCUGCAGAGAGGGCAGCAGAGACUGCUGAGCAGCUGAGUGAGGCACUGCUGGAAGAUCUGUUGGAGGACACUGCACAGGCAGCGUGGGCAGCUGAGGCAGACGGACAGUUGGAGGGCAUGGCCCAGCGUAGGCUUCAGGCCCCCACCCUGGAGAGUAUGCUGCUUCGUAUGGAGGAGAUACAGAGGGAUCAGGAGGAAGUAAGGAGACGGUUUGCUUCUAUCACCUAUUCCGACCCUCUUUACUGGGACCGACCAGGACCAGCAGGUAAAAAAAAAAAAAAAAAUGAACCCCAGUGCCAAGCUCUGGGCUCCAGGCCAGCCUCUCCUCAGCCAAUUAGGCUUACCAGGCCAGUGCUGAAACAGACCUCUGCAGCUGAUAUUGUCCUAGAAAAACCCGUGGAGACUGGUUUUUUGUCUGAGAGCAGCCUAACAGAAGAGGCAUCCCAAGACAAGCAGCAGCCCAGAAACAGCACCACAUUCCCAGGCCCAGUGGAGAAAAGCAGGGGGACUGUUAUCUCUGUGCCAGGCAGCAUGCUGAGAAACAUUCAACGGUACCGGGAAGACUACGAGGCCUACCUGCGUGUUGUGGCUCACGAAGCCGUCGGCAGCUUUAACCCCUGGGCCGUCGCAAACAGCCUGGCAGACGAGUUACUGUCUGAGGCUCUGGCUGACGUGGCAGCAGAGUUUCAGGACGUUGUGGAGGAGUACGCCGAAGCUGUCUUUACCUCAGAGUUUCUUCAGCCAGUCCAGUCACCCCCUGCUGCAGCUGCAGCUUUGGUCAGCCAAUAGGAUGUUACAAGCAUCGUGGAUGUGGUAGUUUCUUACACAUUGCUAUAAUACGUAUUUAUUUUGUUGGUGAAUCUGCGUUUUCAGAUCAGGUUCAUUUUGGUGACCAUGGACACAAUUUUUCUAUAGCUUUGCAAGUUUUACAUGCAGAUAUUUAAGUUUGGAAUGAAACUCAUCUGAUCUGAAAAUGUGUUGAUAGAUCACCAUUAAGACAGCAUAUGACUUAAUUUAAUUGGGAUUGUCAGUAUAUAUGCUGCAGCAGAUGAGAUUGUUGAAUUGCACAUGGAGCAUUAGUCCCAUUACUCUUUAUGGUCCCUCUGUAGCUGUGAUUGAAUUCCUCUGGGAAAGUUAGUUUAGUUUAGAUAAGCUUGGAGAGACCAUCACGACAUUACAGAGGAUUAUAAGAUUACCGCCCUUCCCUUGCACUUAGUUUAAAUCUCCCUGAGGAUUACUCACACUAUUUUCAUGUUGGAAUAUGGAAAUAAAUUAAUUGUAUACGGUCUCCACCAGAAUGAUUUAGGAUAAGCUGAGGGCAUCAUGUGGUUAAUCUAUUGUAACUUGAUUUCCUCCUUUGCUUUAAUAUCUAAAUAAAGGGUGUAAACACA